CGCAGCUUCCAGCAGGAGGAGAAGCAGGGAGGACGCGAGGGGAAGGGAGGACGGGGCAAGAAAAGGGAGGGCGCCGGGCAAGUCGAGAUAUUUCUGAGAAGUCUCGGCCGUGACAAACAAGGCAUGAAGUUGGAAAAACGUGUGGCGCUCGCCAGAUAGGAACGGAGGAUCAGGUAAUCCGGGAAGUCAGCCUGGACGGACCACCCUCGCUUGUACCUUCGAUGCCACCAAAUGUACAAAGUUAUGCACCCGCCUAUGUCGCAAACGCCACUUAAACUCGGCGGACUGGGUCCUCGGCAUGUUGAGGGGCAAGACAGGGGGUUCUUCACCCCGAGUCGUUCUCGCACCUCCGGUGCCUGCCGAGGACCCCAAGGGGGCCGAGAAGCGCAAAAACUUCCAGGGGCCUCUCCGUGGGCGCGUGCGGAAUGCCCGCCAGCACCAUGCCCGAUGUGCGCCCGUGACGUGCUGCCCUGCGCGCGGAGCAGCACUGCGCGCGCGGGAGAGGUCCGCGCCGUCACCUCCGGCGCUCGUCCCGGACACAGCAGGCAGCAAGCGGCUGAUGGAGCGGCCAAGCAGCGGAAACAAAUCCAGGCUGCCCAACGGCAGGUCCAAGCUCUCCGCGAGUCUGCCUGCUGCUGGCGGCGGCGCACGCUUAAGUGCUGCCCCUGACGCAGCCGUGAACGAGGGCGGGCGCUUCUGGAUGAACCAAAAACGCAGGGGCCCCUCUCCACGGCGCGCGGAGCGCGGCGGCCAGCGCCAGAGGCGCCGCCAGGGGGCCCAGCGCUAGUCCAAAAAAUUCGCGCGGAGCUCCCGAGCUUAUGUUUAUGCAGUUUUUCUCCGACUCCUCCAGCAUCUGGGAGGCCAGGCCCACUUUCGGUGCACGUCCCCGCCCAUGCCGGGGCUGUGCGUCCCGAGAAGUGCUGACGCCUGGGCAGAGCCGCCUCUACCAUGGACACGCCCGACUUAACUCUACCAGCAGGGGAUGACAAGGCUGGUCCCUCAAGGCUCCUGCGUCACAGGCCCUCGCCUCCGCCACUGCUGCUCAUAUCCCUGCAAAAAAAUAGGUGGACAAGAGUGACCAAUCACACGGUAUUUGCCAAGCGUGCAUGGUCAGCGCAUCGAUCCCCAGAUGGAAGGCUUGCCGCAGACAGAAGGCGCGAGCCUGGGCCGGGCGCCCCGCGAGGCCGGGGCGCCCGCCGCUGCCCUGCGGAAGGCGCCCGGCGGGCGGGCCGCGCCCCCCCUCCC
Prorocentrum cordatum is the source of this 1245-nucleotide messenger RNA. The record is from the annotation of a GenBank genome assembly. NCBI's taxonomy places the organism in Eukaryota, Dinophyceae, Prorocentrales, Prorocentraceae.